Molecule: messenger RNA, 489 nt
Organism: Hepatospora eriocheir
Lineage: Eukaryota; Fungi; Microsporidia; Hepatosporidae
Source: the annotation of a GenBank genome assembly
AUGUUUGGCUAUGAAGAUUUAUUGAAUUUUGAUAUUAAAAAGACAGAAGCAGCCAUAUCUGUUCAGGAAAUAACGAGUAAUUGGAAUAAGUUUGUAAGUAAGUUUUUAAAGGAAUUUAUUUUCUUAAAGUAUAUUUCUUAUGGUAAGUUUUAUGCUAUUUUAUCUACAUUUACAGUUUCUGGUUUCUUUCAUAAUUACAAACCAUCAACUUUAUUGUUCUUUUUAUCAUUUCCAUUACUAGGAAAGAUACUUGAUGAUUUUAAUAAGAAUUUUGAAAACAAUUUGAUAAAAAGGAUUCAAACAAGUUUAUUUGUUUCAUACUUCUCAGUUCCUUUCUUAACACAAUCCGUUAAAGAAACUUUUAUUGUAUGGAAAAGUGUUUAUUUCUACAUGCAUAUUUACAUAGGCAUUUGUGGAAUACUUCUUCUAUUGAAAUUUAUCUAUUUAAAACUAACUAAGAUAAAAGAUUCUGAAAAGAAAAUUGAUUAA